AUGUGGUCGAUUUUAACGGCUACCGAGGUCUACAACCCCUAUACGCAGCAGCAAAAGCUGCUGGAAUCACGGUGGUUCUUCGUCCCGUAUAUCAACGCGGAAACCACAGCGGGAGGGAUUGCGCAUUGGAUUACGACAGAGGUUGCUGGAAAUCUUCGAACGAAUGAUAGUGAUUGGAGGGCGUCAUGGCAAGCGUAUGUCAACGGGAUUAUUACCGAGUCUAGGCCCAAUCAGAUCACUGAGGGUGGUCCACUUAUCGCUAUACAAGUUGACAACGAAUAUAAUCAACGCGAUGGUGGUACUUACUUCGCCGAGCUCGAAGCUGCAUAUCGAGCUUCCACCAGUGGAAUUGUCGUGCCUUUAACGUAUAACGAUCCAGGACAAGGCAGGAACUUCAUCAAUGGAACGGGCGCCGUCGAUCUAUAUGGUCUCGACUCGUACCCUCAAGGGUUUGAUUGUUCGCAUCCUGAUGUGUGGAACGGCGUUACGCUUAACUAUCAUCAAUAUCACGCAAGCGCCAAUCCUUCUCAGGUUUGGUACAUCCCAGAGUUUCAAGGUGGGGCCUUUGAUGCUUGGGGCCCAACGUCUCCUGGGUACCAAAAUUGUCGCCAGCUUACUGGCCCAGAGUUUGUUUCGGUAUUCAACCUUCAGUUGUGGGCUUCGAAUGCGAAGAUGAUCAAUUUUUAUAUGGUGUAUGGAGGUACUUCGUGGGGUGCGGUUCCAUUCCAUGGGGUUUACACUUCCUAUGACUACGGUGCAUCGAUAACGGAAUCCCGAAUGCUUACGACCAAGUAUUCCGCCCUGAAAAGGCAAGGAAUAUUCCUUCGCAGUUCUCCCGAAUUCUACAAAACCGAUUGGAUUGGUGACACCUCUACGGGAUUGAAUGACGGCGCUGUCAUCUCCGUCAACAAUACUCCGGCGGCAUUUGUCACUCUUCUGAGGAAUCCAAAUACGAGGGCUGGAUUCUGGGUUGUGAGGCAGAGCGGUUCGACUUCUACGGCUACAUCUGUAUUCAGACUAAACGUAACAACAGCAGAUGGGUCAAAGAUCCAACUGCCUACCGAAGUCACCUUAUCAGGUCGUCAAUCCAAAGUGAUCGUCACCGACUACGCAUUCGGGACCAAAUCCCGCGCGCUCUACUCGACCGCCCAAGUAUUCUUCGCGGGUAGCAUCGGUGGACGGGAUGUUCUGUUCCUCUAUGGGGAUUCCAAUCAGGAACAUGUUGCUGCUAUACAGUUAACGGGAACACCUACACCCGGUGUUUUGUCGCCCGGGAAUUCGAAUGUGCAAUUCAUGGGUACUGAAGCCGGUGCGAGUAGUGCCAAUAAUGUGACGAUCAUUGGGUUCCUUCCUGGUGUCCAAGGGUUAGUUACGAUUUACGACUCGGAUACUCAGCUCAUCCUAUACGCCGAUUCUGCCACCGUCGACACAUUCUGGGCACCUACCAUCGCUGGAACGACCGGUGAUCUCGCCAACUUUUGGAGUUUGGGAACGAACGAGACGGUGUUGGUCGGAGGACCGUAUCUUGUACGGUCCGCUGCUAUCUCUGGGAAUCAGUUGGCGUUGAGAGGGGAUCUGAAUAUUUCUGAUGGAGCUGGGGAUGUGAUGUUGACGGUUAUCGCGCCGAAGAACGUGACUAGCAUAAGCUGGAAUGGGGAGGCCGUGUCGAUUUCUUCGUCUUUACUUCCUACGUCUUGGUUAUUGGGUGCCAUUAAUCGUAACGGUUCGUCGCCCACGGGAUCCGACUCGUUGACUGGACGGAUUACGUUGCCUACCCUGAAGACGUGGAAGUUCAAGGAUAGUCUUCCGGAGAUCGUAGGCGGGUUUGAUGAUUCGAAGUGGGCCUUGGCGAAUCAUACGCAGACGAACAUUCCGGAGAAGCCGCAUUAUGGAGAUGGAAGGGUUUUGUAUGGGUGUGAUUAUGGAUUCUGUGAGAAUAUCGUCCUUUGGAGAGGUCAUUUCACCGGGACCGGGAAUGAGAAGAGCGUUAAUCUGUCGAUCAAUGGGGGUGAAGCAUUCGCCGCCAGCGUCUGGCUCAAUAACGCGUUCUUGAAUACUGCAUUUGGAAACUCAACGAACAAUCGAAACUUUAUCGAGGAGACGGACCAAGUCUAUACCUUCCCCAACGGGGUAGCGCAAGCCGGGAAAGAUAAUGUGAUCACUAUUGUUCAGGACAACAUGGGACUGGACGAACAAAACGCCGUUAAUAGCAUGAAGAGCCCACGGGGCGUUCGCGGGUUCCAACUGAAUACAGGAACGUUCUCUCAAUGGAGGGUUCAAGGGAAAAUAGGUGGAUACACCAAUUUCCCAGACAAAGCACGAGGAGUCCUAAACGAAGGUGGUCUCUUCGGCGAGCGUAAAGGCUGGCAUCUCCCAGGAUUCGAUACGUCUUCGUGGGCAACCGUAUCGAACUUGUCGUUGUCCUCUCCUGGAGUAGGCUUCUUCGUGAAUACCUUCAACCUCAGUUUGCCCCAGGGACAAGAUGUCAUGUUGAGUUUGAACUUUGUCGAAUCAGAUGGGCAGCCGUAUCGGGCUCUGCUGUUCGUGAACGGAUGGAUGAUGGGUAAGCGGGUGGGAAACCUAGGACCUCAAACCAAAUUCCCGGUACAUGAAGGGAUACUUGAUUACCAAGGAUCAAAUACGGUUGCAGUUGCAGUAUGGGCGAUGACGAAGCAACCUGUAAAUCCUCAACUUCAGUUCACGAUCGAUGGGAUGUUUGAUGGAGGGGUUGGCAAUAUCCGUAAGAAUAACCCGAGUUGGACUGCUACGGGUAGGGAGUAG
This is a messenger RNA of Marasmius oreades (fairy-ring Marasmius), 2781 nucleotides long. RefSeq lists its product as uncharacterized. The record is from RefSeq and is a predicted model, not a curated record. Gene Ontology annotation, biological process: carbohydrate metabolic process. Gene Ontology annotation, cellular component: vacuole. The coding region runs from base 1 to 2781 and encodes 926 amino acids. Lineage: Eukaryota; Fungi; Basidiomycota; Agaricomycetes; Agaricales; Marasmiaceae. Gene Ontology annotation, molecular function: beta-galactosidase activity. The transcript has 17 exons.